Molecule: messenger RNA, 1474 nt
Organism: Stylophora pistillata
Lineage: Eukaryota; Metazoa; Cnidaria; Anthozoa; Scleractinia; Pocilloporidae
Product: retinoschisin-like
Source: RefSeq, a predicted model, not a curated record
AUGAAAGACAUCACUAUAUGGAUCGUGUUGAUGUCUGCUGUGGGAACAACGAUGGAUGCAGCAUUUGUUCCGGUAAAAUUCAGCGCCACACAAGAAGACGGAAAAUGUGAACAACCUCUUGGCCUUGAAAAGGGUAAUGUUUCCAACGGACAGCUCAGUGCCUCUUCGGAAUGGGACUGGAACCAUGGUCCCAGACGUGCCAGACUUAAUAUUCAAAGAGAACGAAGCCGUGGCGCUUGGUCCUCUCGAAAAAAUGACGGCAACCAGUGGCUCCAGAUCGAUCUCUUUGACGAAAAUGCCAAAGUGACAGGCGUUGCCACACAGGGAAGGUCUGACUGGAACCAGUGGGUCACUAAGUACAGGAUUCAGUACAGCAAGGAUGGAAAAUACUUUCAGUUCUACAAGGCGCAAGGACAAUCUACGAUCAAGGAAUUUACUGGUAACAAGGACAGAAACACCAUAGUAAGGCAUGACCUGAAUCCACCAAUCACAGCACGUUUUAUCCGUUUUCGACCUGAUAGUUGGGUUGGACACAUUUCCAUGAGGGCGGAACUCUAUGGCUGCUUAGUCGGUGAGUGUCUCAAGCCCCUCGGCGUGCAAAGCGGUGAAAUCUCUGACGAACAAAUUUCUGCCUCUUCGGAAUGGGACAGAAACUAUGGCGCCAAACGCGGCCGACUUGAAAUUAAGAAAGAAGGGUCGCUGCGAGGUGCUUGGUCUUCUCGCAGGAAUGAUCAAAACCAGUGGUUACAGAUCGAUCUUCGCACUCAUUAUACGAAGGUGACAGCCGUAGCCACACAAGGAAGAGAUGACUGGCAGCAGUGGGUCACCAAGUACAGGUUGCAGUACAGUCAUGAUGGAGAGAACUUUGAAUUCUAUAAGGAGCCAGGGCAGACUACAAUCAAGGAGUUUACAGGAAACAAGGACCAUCUCACCAUUGUUUUUCACAAACUAAAUCAGCCAAUAUUUGCGCGUUUUAUCCGAUUCCUUCCCCGGUCAUGGCGUUCGCAUAUCUCCAUGCGGAUAGAAGUGUAUGGUUGCCCAGCUCUGGUGGAAAACAUGGACCAGGACGGAGAUGGAUUUGCCAGCCAAAGUGAAGUGAAAAGCUUUGGUUUAGAGUGGAGGGGUAGUGUGGAACAAUUUGAUCUGAACGCUGAUGGCAAACUUAGUCCGGAAGAGUCCAAAAUCAUGACUUCCAAAAGUGAAUUUGAUACGAAGCAAAUCCUGUGUCAUUUCGAAGCCACCGAUACGAACAAUGAUUUAUUCGUGACGGCUGGAGAGCUGAAGAAACGAUUUGAAUACUUGAAAUACGACAUCUCUCUCAAUAGCGUCACAGAAUUUAUUAAGAAGGGAGACGUUGACGAACCGGAUAAUAAAUUCAAUUACAACGAGUUCAGCUUGGCCAUGUUUGGUGCUUAAGACCCAGAUUAUUGUAUGAACAAUCAACUACGAGAGAAGCAUCGAGUCAAACAGGUCU